AUGUUGCUGCAAUCUCUCUUGGUAGCUACUUCCAUCUCUGCUGCUUUCGCCAUCAGUAUCAAUCGUCGGGCCGCGAUCACCGACUUCGAUACCAGCCCUAUCAACUUUAGCUUCCCUCCUGGUCGUACCUUCAAUGCCACCACGGCGACCACUGCACCAUGUGGAGGGUCUCCAGCAGGAGUCAGAGCGGACUAUCCUCUGACGGGUGGUGAUAUCUCGUUGACUUCAAAGACACUUCUCGACACUGUGAACAUCUUGUGGACCAACGAAACGGAUCCAACCCGAUUCCAUGCGUUCUCCACGUACACCAACACUAUCUCAGAGCUGGGUAGUGGUCACUACUGUCAACCAGCACCGGAUUUUGCCUCAUUUGGCUUGAAAGCUGGUGACGAUGUCACCCUGAUGAUCAUGUACAACCUCGAGGGAGUAUCCGACAAUUACUACUACUGCGCCGAUAUCAAUCUGGUCUCCGCUGAAGGCUUCACUCCUUCCGAGCAAUACAUGUGUAGCAAUCUCACUUCAUCUCUGCAAGUGGCCAGCGCAGAAGAUUCGAUGCAGGUCGGUACCACUUCCGCAACCACGUCAUCCGGCUCCACCAGCGACAACGCUAGUGAAUCCUCAACACCCGGGGCGACAGAGGCUGUCUCGCAAAACUCUGGCUUAUCUGCCGCCGCUGGAGGAGGUAUCGGCGCCGCCGUGACGAUGGUCGUAAUCGCAGCUCUCGCCGCGGCUGCAUAUGUGUGGGGAUAUGUCAGAUUCGGGAAGAAGAGACCAGUUGUACUGGCAGAUCACGCUUCUGAUUCGACAGGUGUUCCUGUCAAAGCGGCGCAAUUCUGA
Kwoniella botswanensis is the source of this 837-nucleotide messenger RNA. RefSeq lists its product as uncharacterized. The transcript has 3 exons. The record is from RefSeq and is a predicted model, not a curated record. NCBI's taxonomy places the organism in Eukaryota, Fungi, Basidiomycota, Tremellomycetes, Tremellales, Cryptococcaceae. The coding region runs from base 1 to 837 and encodes 278 amino acids.